Pochonia chlamydosporia 170 is the source of this 5397-nucleotide messenger RNA. Its product is annotated as NFX1-type zinc finger-containing protein 1. Bases 1 to 5397 code for a protein of 1798 amino acids. The transcript has 2 exons. Gene Ontology annotation, cellular component: nuclear RNA-directed RNA polymerase complex. Gene Ontology annotation, molecular function: metal ion binding; helicase activity. Gene Ontology annotation, biological process: regulatory ncRNA-mediated heterochromatin formation. The record is from RefSeq and is a predicted model, not a curated record. NCBI's taxonomy places the organism in Eukaryota, Fungi, Ascomycota, Sordariomycetes, Hypocreales, Clavicipitaceae.
AUGCUUAACAAUGGAAAAGCCGGCAUAUGCUGGGAGUUUGAGCGAACCGGCACAUGCAAGUACGGCAAAAGAUGCCAUUACGAGCACCCCACUACUUCUGCACAGAGGAGAGUAGAGCCACCGCCCGAAAUUCUCGGCUUCUUCAACAACAAUGGCCUUGGAACCCCAAGCCCGAGUGUGGAUGGCAAACUGCGAGAAUGGAAGAGGCUGCUCGGCCGUCAAGCACCCGUCUCGCGUCCACCUCCAGCCACUGUUGCUCGAUUCUUUCAACUUGCCCUGGAACUCAUGGACGGCGACGUGAGCUCAUAUCAAGAAGUUAUUAAAAAUCUUGCAACGGAACAAGGCCUUUGUUUCGUAAAAGACGUCGUCGAACGACAUCUUGAUGUAGCUGUUCGGACUGGUCCCAGUAUUACAUUUUGGAACACGGAACUGAAGCCAUUAUUUCAGCUGAUCACCAAUCACCGUGUGAUAGAUUCUUCGAUUCUUGAAUCAGAGGUUGCAAUGAUAUUUAACUUCAUCCUUGGAGUUGGUGGCUCCCGAAUGAGUCGACUCUUUGGAUAUCUCGCACAACUUGCGACUGAGUGGCCCGAUAAAACGGCAGCAAAGCUGAAACUACCAGCCGUCGAGCUGUCGCUAGCCGUACUAUCCAAGUUGAUGGACUGCAAUACUACAAACAUUGUGAAUCAGAAUUUCACUACACUCAUCGAUCAGUUUGCCCAAAUUGUGGCCGCAGAGGGCGAUGAGCAAGAGACUUUUGCAUCUCUCCAGUCUUUGAAGUACAUUGACUACAUUCGGCGACGACUGCAAACUGGUGAUGACAUCCCAACUCUUUCCGCCUUAACAAAGGGUGCAAUCGCGCGAGAAGAGUUCGUUCUCCGCCGAGAUUUACCGGGCACAUUGUCAGCCGAAGGACCGAGACACGACAAUGACUUCGCGGACAUGUCAAAGAUCAGCAUUUUUCCAACCUGUGAAGAAAUCAUGUCACCGCGUGCAGAAUACCUCCCAACCAAUGAUAGUUCACAGUGGCACAUUGGUGGUAUCCGGGGUCGACUUGACAGAGAGUUUCGCCUCCUACGGGAGGAUACUAUCGGUCAACUUCGAGACACUGUGCGAGAUGUACUGGAUAAUAUAAAGAAACCACAAGAGAUGAGUGCAAUAACUAAGAAUAAUCUCAGGACAUACAUGUAUGAAGACCCUGUCCCAAUCAGGAUCGACAUUAGCCGGAAUGCUGGUUUAGAGGUUCAAGUCCGUUGUCAGCAAUUGCCAGCUACAGCAAAGCUUGGGAAGAAAGAUCGAGAAGAGUGGUGGCACCACAGCCGCAGGCUUCGAGCGGGUGCGCUUGUCUGCAUCAUUGAUGUCUCUGGAUCAGUUCAAUUCUUCGUUGUUUCUCAGUCAACGUUAAGAAGCCGAACCGACCCCAACUUUCGGUCAAGAAAGGAUAAGGUCGUAAGUACCGGCGAGCAAGGUCAACAAGCAGCUAAUACGCUCUCGGACGAUCCAAAUUCUCUAUUUGUUACCUUGCAGCUCGUUAAUCAUGACGAAGAAGAUGUGGAAAAUGUACUACGGUGGUACCGUGCAGUCGGCCCCGAUCUGCAGCGCUACCUGGUCGAGUUCCCCGGAGUUCUCCUUGAUUCAUUUAGGCAUACACUUGCAGCGCUACAACAAAUGUAUAAAAAGCAAGAUAUGCCGUUUAGUAAUAUCUUGGCUCCUACCUCUCAGGGUGAGCAGGUAGUGUUGAAGCCUCCCUUGUAUGCUAGGAAGCCAAUGUUCACCUUUGAUCUUAGCUGUCUCGAGCAAGGUUUUGAGGUGUACCCUGAGGAUUUACCAAGCUCGAAUGAAUUAGCUUGGAUUUCGACCCUUGAUGCAACACAGUCGUCCGCAGUUUUAAACACCUUGGCGCGAGAAGUUUCAUUAAUCCAGGGCCCCCCAGGAACUGGCAAGAGUUACACGGGAGAGAAGAUUAUUCAAAUUUUGUUGGCAAAUAAAGAAGAAGCGGAACUAGGUCCAAUUCUCUGUGUGUGCUACACAAAUCAUGCUUUGGACCAACUUCUUGAGCAUCUUUUAGAUGCCGGAGUGGAAGGAAUCAUCCGCAUUGGAUCGCGAUCGAAAUCCGAGCGAAUGACCGACCUUACUUUGCAACGAAUUGUGAAGCGAUUCGAAAAGACGAAAGCGGAAAAAGGGAAAAUUGGAAAAGCUGAAUCAUUCUUGCACAGGACUGUGCAGCAGUUUGGUGAAGCACUGCAAGAACUGGCGCACUCCCAGUCUUGGAGUGCUAUCAAGACGCUUCUUUUGGAAGAGUAUCCCCAUCAAUACCACAGCAUAUUCCCAGAGGCAGAAGAAGAUGGAUGGACCACUGUUAUGCACCAGAAACCAGAAGAUAUGUUGAAUCAGUGGCUGCAGGGAGGACAUCACAUCGCAGGUCCACUUCGGCCACUGUCAGCACUUGUACAGUCCAACUUGUUGGAAAUGAGCAACCUGGAAAGAUGUAACUUGUUUGAGUACUGGCUAAAGAGUAUUCGAGACCCCAUUAUCUCAUCGAUUACAGAGCUCAACGUUGAAUAUUCUGAAUACCUUGAGGAGCGAAGAAAGGUACAAGGAGAUCUGGACCUCCGUUGCCUCCAGCAGGCAGACAUCAUUGGUGUAACGACGACAGGUCUCGCCAAAAAUACCAAAUUACUCCGUCGCUUAAGAAGCAAAGUAAUGGUGUGCGAAGAGGCAGGAGAAGUGCUAGAAGCCCACAUCUUGACUGCUCUUCUUCCCUCCCUGGAGCAUGCAAUAUUGAUUGGCGAUCAUUUGCAACUUCGGCCCCAGAUCAACAGCUUUGACCUGCAAAGCUCUAAUCCAAGCGGCGUCCAGUACUCUUUGGAUAUGUCACUAUUUGAGAGAUUGGUGAUACCACCACAUCCGAUAGACCCGCGUCUUCCUUACAGUUCUUUGGAGACACAACGACGGAUGCAUCCAUCCGUGUCGGCGCUCGUUAGAUCGACACUGUAUCCAGAUCUCAAAGACUCCGAAACAGUGCAACAUUAUCCUGAAAUUUACGGAAUGAAAAAGAGGUUAUUCUGGUUACAUCAUGAUAAACUUGAGACUGGAGCAAAUGUCCAUGAUCCGCUGAGCACAUCUCAUUCAAACGACUUUGAAGUUGAGAUGACCACAGCACUUGUAUCGCACUUGGUACGACAGGGUGAGUAUGAGAAAGGCCAGAUCGCGGUGUUGACUCCAUAUCUUGGCCAACUUCAUAAACUCCGCCGCCGUAUGGCAUCGAUCCUCGAAAUUUUCCUCAACGAAAGAGACCAAGAUGAACUGGCAGCCAUGGACGACAACACAACUUUACCAAUUCAAUCAAAUGCGCCCAAUAACAGCAAGAGAACCCUUCUAAAAACCAUAAGAAUCGCCACAGUUGACAAUUUCCAAGGCGAGGAAGCGGAAGUCGUUAUAAUUUCGCUGGUUCGAAGCAAUACACAGAAUAGAUGCGGGUUUCUCAGCACAGCAAACAGAGUAAACGUACUUCUAUCUCGCGCGAAACAUGGGAUGUACAUUAUCGGCAACUCAAACACAUACAAGCAUGUACCAAUGUGGCAUAAUGUGAUUGAAAUGCUGGAUAAGAGAGGCAACAUUGGCACGAGCCUUCAGCUUCAAUUCCUUGUGGACAGAAAUGUGGCCGAAGCUACUCAACAUGUCGACACAGUUGCAAUCUCCCCUGCCACGAGGGUAGCGAAUGCCCACCUUGUGAUAAGCCCUGUGAGGUUAUGUGCAGCCAUUCGGAAUGCAGCAGACUUUGCCAUGAACCAUGCGUGCCUUGUGCAGAAGAGCAGUGUCAGUCCUGCUGCCCACACGCCAAGUGUUCUAUGCCAUGUGCUGUACCCUGCGAUUGGGUUCCUUGCUCAAGGCGCUGUGAGAAGCUGCUCGAGUGCGGACAUCAAUGUAAGUUUCACAGCUGUUGCGGCGGUGAUGCGGAUUUCUCAUGUUGCGAUAUGCCAUACUGAUGCGUUGUUUGGAUCAGGUCCAUCUAUUUGUGGCGAAGAAUGCCCUGAUAGUAGAUUUUGUCAAUCGUGCGCAUCCGAGGAUAUUAAGUCCGUGUGCGUUGACUUUUUAGAAUUGAAGGAGUACCGGGAGGUUGACCUCGAUCAGCAACCGUGUGUUUUCCCGGAUUGUGGGCACUUCCUUACAAUAACCUCCAUGGAUCGUCAACUGGACAUGGCCUCGCAUUACGAUAUGGACUUGUAUGACAAGCCGGCGAAUAUUAACAAGCAGUCAGAGCCAUUCUCAAUGGAUGGAACUGUCGCCACCGUAUGUGCCACAUGCAGAGGAUCGCUUCGAAACAUUGCUAGGUACGGGCGUAUUGUGCGUCGUGCAAUUCUUGACGAGGCAACCAAGAAAUUUAUCUCUUGGUCAAACAUGGAAUAUAGGUCGCUUUCCGCAAAGUUCCUCAAAGCCCAGGAAGCCCUCGGCCAGGCGGCUAACCUAGGUCAAGCAACAACAGUCGCCAAGUCUCAACGAUCCAAGCACUCAGCAUCGAGAUUUCAGUACCUCGAUUAUGUCGAGAAGGCGGACAUAAGUAGGCGAUACGGAGACUUGAUUACAACAUGGCGCGAGAUCUUCCGUUUUACAUGUGCAGUGAGAGUUGAAGCACAGCCUUUCCAACGAGUUGCGGAUCACGUUCGUCACGCCAAUCGCCGGCAAGGGACAACCAAGAAGUUCAAGUUUGAUGAAGCCGUCAUCCAAAUGAAAGGUUUCCUUUUGGCGCGCACUUUACUCCUGAAGUGUGAGUUGGGGAUUUUGUGCGACUUCUUCGUCAAAUGUCAAGGCAGAGCCAUAUGCUCUCCAGACUUUUGUCUGAACCUUGAGCAGCAAUUCAAAGAAUGCGAAGAAGUAAUACAGCUUGGGCAAAAGUCAGUGCACCCGAAAGAAGAAGUACAGGCUCUGAUUUUCAAAGCUCAACUUUACGCCAUUGCGGGAAGCGUGUCUGCUGGCUCGGUACCGCCGGCUUUAGGAAAUGAAAGCUUCUUAAACAAAGAUGCGGUGAAAGAACGCGGAAUGACCUUUCUCAGGCAGGCUAAAGAGCUUCUUCAGCUCUACCCAUCCACUGUCAUAUUUGAAGACGAAAUUAACGCAGCAGAGCUGUCGCUGGAUGGGUUGUACCAGGAACUUACGAGCAGUGAGAUACGUACUGUGAUCGAAGCCAUGGUUGGAGUUGUUGGUGGAGCAGGUAACUGGUAUACGUGCAGAAACGGCCAUCCGUUCAACAUCGGAGGGUGCGGUAGACCGAUGGAAGUGGCGCGAUGUCCGGAGUGUAACGAAAGCGUGGGCGGUUGGGACCAUGAGAUGGUUGAUGGUGUGGAAGAUGCUCCUGGCUUAGAUCGACUCGUCCGCGAAGUUGGCAAGAUGGGAGUAUAG